This is a messenger RNA of Drosophila novamexicana, 1146 nucleotides long. RefSeq names its product stomatin-like protein 2, mitochondrial (gene Stoml2). The transcript has 7 exons. The record is from RefSeq and is a predicted model, not a curated record. Gene Ontology annotation, cellular component: membrane. Lineage: Eukaryota; Metazoa; Arthropoda; Insecta; Diptera; Drosophilidae. The coding region runs from base 55 to 1131 and encodes 358 amino acids.
GAUGUUUUUCUACAUUAUAUUAUAUGUCUGGUGGAAAGGUCUUUAUAUUUGAAAAUGUAUAGUUUAUUAUUAUCUACGCGAAGAUUAAUGCCGCACAAGGAAAUUUUGAUUGCCGGCUCUGGCCUAAGGAGGCAGUCAAGAGGAAAAGCCUCAACUCCAAUGAACACAAUUGUGAUGUUUGUGCCGCAACAAGAGGCCUGGGUAGUGGAACGAAUGGGAAGGUUUCAUAGAAUUCUGGAUCCCGGACUAAAUAUUUUGGUUCCUGUCGCCGAUAAAAUCAAAUAUGUUCAAAGCUUAAAGGAAAUAGCGAUAGAUGUUCCCAAACAAAGUGCCAUUACAUCCGAUAAUGUGACUCUAAGCAUUGAUGGAGUGCUUUACUUACGUAUUAUUGAUCCCUAUAGAGCUUCUUAUGGUGUGGAGGACCCGGAAUUUGCAAUAACUCAACUCGCACAAACAACAAUGAGAUCUGAACUAGGAAAAAUGUCAUUAGACAAAGUGUUCAGGGAAAGGGAAUCCUUGAAUGUCAGCAUUGUUGAUUCAAUAAAUAAAGCCAGUGAAGCUUGGGGUAUUGCCUGCUUGCGCUACGAAAUACGAGAUAUUAGGUUGCCGACCAGAGUCCAUGAAGCAAUGCAGAUGCAAGUUGAAGCGGAAAGAAGAAAAAGAGCAGCCAUUCUAGAAUCGGAGGGAGUUCGUGAAGCUGAAAUUAAUAUUGCUGAGGGAAAGAGAAAAUCACGAAUUCUUGCGUCAGAGGCUGAACGACAAGAACACAUCAACAAAGCUAGCGGGGAGGCAGCUGCCAUGAUCGCAGUUGCCGAUGCCAGAGCUCGAAGUCUGCAAGCCUUAUCAAAAUCUCUGUCUCAUACAGAGGGGAGGAACGCUGCAUCUUUAACGUUGGCCGAGCAAUAUAUUGAAGCUUUUAAAAAGUUAGCAAAAUCAAACAAUACAAUGAUAUUGCCAUCAAAUCCCGGAGAUGUAACUGGGCUUGUUGCGCAAGCCUUGGCUGUUUACAAUAAUGUUUCUAAUCAAAGCUUCGAAUUGGCACCGCAAGCCAAUGAAAACAGCUUAAAGAAGAAUGUGGAAUAUAAUUCCUUCAAUGAAGAAAAAAAUAGUGUUAAAGUUAACAUUGAAUAAAAUAAAAUUUAGAAA